AUGAAAGACUGGCCUCCGGGCGCUGUCUCCUACCUCGUCGUCAUUCUGUGCCUACUCACAAGUUUCAUUAACGCUGGUCCUGUUCACAAGAGCCUCACUUCAGUUGUCUCCAGUCUGCCAUCAACCGCCUCUUUCCAUACAGGAUACCCUGUGCCAACUCUCAUCGCUGAGCCCGCUGGUCCACUCAAGAAUAUCUUGCUCAAGUCUCCAGAACUCAUCGCUGAACGUGACCUAGACGGUUUGGCUGAUCUCGCACCGGACCUUUCCCAGAGAGACUCAGACGAAGGACUACAUGAUUACGCUUUGGUCUGCGACAACAAGAAAGCGACAGACAUCUGUGCUAAGGCUCCUCUGAGCUAUAGCUGCAACUCCAAUGGCAAAGUCACUUUCACGGACCCCGAACUGUUCUGCUCUGUGGCUUGCGAAUGUAUCAAUCUCAAACCAGCUCAACGCUGCAUCAUCCAGCCGCAGGUGGUCACUUGUGUCACCAGGAAUGGCGUCGUCUACAAGGACGAUGGUCAGAAGAUCGGACUUGUAACUGAAGCUUUGGUUCAUGCCAAUGGUACGCUGGACUUCUCUCACGCCCUGUCCAAGCGAGAUGACGGCGUGGUACAUAAUUUUGCCCUGGUAUGCAAGGACAAGUCCAGCACCUCGCUCUGCUCGAAGAAGCCCUUUGAGUACUACUGCAAAGACUCCGGCGCAGUCGCGAGGAAAGGCAAGUAUGUGAAAUUCUGCGGCUACGCUUGCGAAUGUGUCAACCUCGCUCCACGCCGUUGCGUUGACCGACUUUUUGAGGUCGCAUGCAAAGUCCUGGGCGGCCUUGCUCUUGCGGGUAAUGGUACUGUUCUUGGCCGCGUCGAAGAUGCCCAAGUUUUCCCUAAUGGUACCUUGGACUUCUCUCACGCGAGUGCUAAGCAGGAAACGAGCAAAGUUCCUGACCCGGUAGGCAACGCCCUCGAGUCCGUUCCUGCAACUGCAAAGCGUGAUUCUUUAGCGGCGGCACACUCUUAUGCACUGGUCUGUGGGCAGAACCAGGCCUGGACCAACCUUUGCCUGAAGCACGCUUAUGGAUACUAUUGCACCUCGAAUGGUGCGUUGCGCAAUUCUGGCAAAGAAGUCACGCUCUGCGAGCAGACCUGUGAAUGCGUUGACUUGAAUCCGAAGCCUAAGUGCAUACUCAGCCCGUUCCUCGGUGUCACUUGUUCUGUCAAUGGCGAUAUGGUAUACGAUGAUGAGGGCCAGCCUCUUGGUAACGUUUCAGACGCCGUGGUUCAUCCCAAUGGCACCAUUGAUUUCACCGCUUCAACAAUCGUCACCAGAGAAGCAGACGACACCUCUGACAAUUGGGCCCUGUUAUGUUACAAUCCGCAUCAUACUCGGACUUGCCAUGGCUCGUCUUUCGGUUACUCCUGCGCCAACCAGAACAUGACUUUCACGAGCCAUGAUUCAGUCUGUAGUGAGAUCUGCCAAUGUUCAAACAUCAAGUCAAUGUACCGAUGCAUCACCCGAAGCAGCAAACAUACCGGCUGCCAUAUUGACGAUAACAAUGCUUACGAGGUCAAUGGACCACUCAUUGGAGAUGUUCUUGGGCGCCUUGCUGAUGCAAUCAUCCAUCCGGAUGCCACCAUCGACUUUUCUGGAAACAAUGGCGCUACAAAUGCUCCAAAGAUCCCAUCGGACACGAUCGUCCAGGACGUGGAGAUCGAGGAUAUUUCCCCAGCACUGCCAAAGCGAGACGAGGAUGUCAGCAUGGACCAUUGGGUUCUCUGGUGCUCGAACCGACAGCAUACCUUGACCUGCGGGUCGGCGCCGAUCAGUUACCGCUGCCAUCAAGCUCUUAUUGUACACGAUCAUGACGAAGCCGAUUGGGUCUGCGAUAAGAUCUGCCACUGCAUCGAUCAAUAUCCAACCCAGCAAUGCAUUCCUACCAAAGGCUAUGUCGCUCUUUGUCCCAUGCAGGGCAACGUCGUUCUCCAUCCCAACGGAACAAUCCUCGGCAAUCUGUCAGAUGCCUACAUCCAUCCAAAUGGCACAUUGGACUUCACUCGGCUUCCAGCGAAGCACGAUGUCUCACCACGCCUCUUGGGGCUUCUGCAUAUGCACUGCGUGACAGCUGGUGGACACCAAGACGAUUUGUUGACCCAACACUGCAGUGAACACGGGUAUUCGUGCGUCGCGGAUCCAGAAGGUCUCCUCUCCCAUCUGCAGCAUGACUCUCAAGUUUUGAAACAGUGCUCCGACAAUUGUCGCUGUCCGCGACCGUUUGUUCAUGAACCCAAGAUGUCUAUUGAAGACCGGUCGGCGUCACUGAAGCACUUCAAAGUCGAGAACGACAUUGUCCAGUUGAACAUCAGUGCUCCCGCCAGCGGCAUACCACACAAUCAAUCUUCCGACACCUACCAGCUCGACUGUGGCCAUCUCCCAGAAGGACCAAGCUUUUGCUCGACCGCUGACAUGGGUUACUUCUGUCGAGCCAACGCCACGGUGGUGAGAUCUUCUACUGAGCGAAGCCCAGGCGUUACCUGGUGCGACUUCUACUGCAAAUGCAUCUUUCGCCAUCCAAUCCCUUGCCUGAACGAAUGGAACAUCCCUUUCUGCCAGGAAAUGAUCGACGGCAGUAUUCGUGACGCUUCGAAUCUCUCCACUGUCAUCGGAACCAUCGACAAUUCAUGGGUCAUGCCGAACGGGACUCUGUUGAUAGAUCGUGGCACCCCUUAUGUGGUACAGAGCUACGUCAACAUCACCCAGGUUGAGCCACCAUCGACCUGA
This is a messenger RNA of Capronia coronata CBS 617.96, 2769 nucleotides long. RefSeq lists its product as uncharacterized. The transcript is spliced from 2 exons. NCBI's taxonomy places the organism in Eukaryota, Fungi, Ascomycota, Eurotiomycetes, Chaetothyriales, Herpotrichiellaceae. Bases 1 to 2769 code for a protein of 922 amino acids. The record is from RefSeq and is a predicted model, not a curated record.